Messenger RNA from Leptopilina boulardi, 3924 nucleotides. RefSeq names its product cGMP-dependent 3',5'-cyclic phosphodiesterase-like. Gene Ontology annotation, cellular component: perinuclear region of cytoplasm; cytosol; mitochondrial outer membrane. Bases 407 to 2650 code for a protein of 747 amino acids. The record is from RefSeq and is a predicted model, not a curated record. Gene Ontology annotation, molecular function: 3',5'-cGMP-stimulated cyclic-nucleotide phosphodiesterase activity; 3',5'-cyclic-AMP phosphodiesterase activity; protein homodimerization activity. The transcript is spliced from 13 exons. NCBI's taxonomy places the organism in Eukaryota, Metazoa, Arthropoda, Insecta, Hymenoptera, Figitidae. Gene Ontology annotation, biological process: cGMP catabolic process; positive regulation of gene expression; negative regulation of receptor guanylyl cyclase signaling pathway.
GAAAUUUUCCAAGUCUUUUUAACGCAGUGUUUUGUAAACAAUGAAAUGGGAUUUGUCACUAUCUAGUGCGACGAUGUCGAAAAAUCACUUGGAGAAAAGUGGGGAUGAUUAAUCGGGGCCUUCAUUACGCAAUUAUCGGAAGCGAUAAGUAAAUCGUCAAUUUCAAUAAACAAAAUAUAAAACCCCUUUACAAGAAGGUCUCGUGAACGAAAAAUAAAGUAGCGCAAUUGUUCCGAGAGAGGAAGUACGUAUUUUUCUACGUCCUACUUUGUUUCGUGUGUUUCAACUACCAAAUACACAUUGGCGAGUGCAGAUGAUUCGGCGCGAAGCGUUUCUCGAUAUUUAUUACGUCCCACAUAAUAUUUAUGAUGUUUCGUGAUUGUCUUAACUACACCGGGCAAAAAAUAUGAAUUCCUUGCGUUUGGAGGUGAGCGAUCCGGGAAGCAUUUUAUUGCUUCUGCAAGAUCUCGCUGAUCUUCCUUGCACUUUGGUGCAGCAGAAGCUGAAUAAAUAUUUUCAAAACGUUACUGGUGCAAAAGUAGCAUUUUUGGCGCCGAUUUUAUUUGAAACCGAAGAAAUGGUCAUUCACGUGGUUGGAGAAAAAAUUCUGGAUCGAGAAUUGAGAUUUCCGGUGAGCUUGCAGGUGAUAAAUCAUGCAUUGCACAGAGCCGUGAAACAACGAAAAUCCAUGGCACAAAAUAUCACAGAACUUGACCAAGAAUUAUUACAACAUCUUCGUUCGGUUGUAGAUGUAGCGCCUAAUUUAUUUCUUAGCAUUCCGAUUCAACAUCCCAUCAAAGAUCACAUUGCAUUAGUCGUAUGUCUUGUCGACUAUGAUAAUAAAGAAGAUGCCGAGCACAAUUGCACAAAAAUGGUGCAAGAGUGUUUCAGAUACUGCCUCGGAUUACUUUUAAGUACAUUGCGUUGUCAGGAAGAAGCGCGAUUGAAGAUUCAGUGUCAAAAUUUAUUGGCAGUUUCUCGAAAGCUUUUCAUGCGAUUAGGAGAUUUAUCAGACCUAUUACGAGAAAUAAUGGCCGAGGCUAGAAAGUUAACGAAUGCCGAACGUUGUUCUUUGUUUCUCUUGGAUACUGAACAACAAGACUUAGUGGCUAAAGUAUUCGAUGGAGUUGUCACUGGUGAAACAGUGAAGGAAAUGCGAAUUUCCCUGAAUCAGGGAAUUGCCGGUCAUGUCGCGACGUCAGGGAAAUUACUCAAUAUCCGAAACGCAUAUAGUCACCCUCUAUUUUAUCGAGGAAUUGACGAUGUAACUGGUUUUAAGACGAGAAAUAUUCUCUGUUUCCCUAUUCGAGAUGAGGAAAGAAUAAUAGGAGUAGCUCAACUGUGCAAUAAAAUGGAUGGUUUAUAUUUUGAUGUAUUUGACGAAGAGGUUGCGACAGCUUUUAGCAUUUACUGUGGCAUUUCAAUAAUGCACAGCAUCGUUUAUAAAAAAAUUCAAGACGCUCAAGCUAGGAAUAAGCUCAGCAAUGAACUUAUGAUGUAUCACAUGCAGGUAGAAGACGAAGCGGUUCAAGCGCUGCUAAAUUGUAGGGACGAUCAUAAUAUCAAGGACUUUGACCAAUUUCAUUUUAGUCCUCGAAAUAUACCAUAUCGACACAUGCCGUGUUACGUGCUCAAAAUGUUCAGGGACCUAGGUUUUAUUGACCAUUGGAAAAUUAAGAGAACUACCCUCGCAAGGUUUAUUCUUUAUGUGAAGAAAGGAUAUAGAGACGCUCCAUAUCAUAAUUGGGUGCACGCAUUUUCCGUCGCUCAUUUUGCAUAUUUAAUGAUAAAAAAUCUCGAAUUAAUUGGCGAUCUUUAUAUGUCGCAUUUACAGGCACUUGUUUUUCUUGUCUCUUGUUUGUGUCACGACAUUGAUCACAGAGGGACAAAUAAUUCAUUCCAAACAAAAUGUGGAACAGUUCUUGCUAGUCUUUAUAGUUCCGAGGGAUCAGUAAUGGAGAGGCAUCAUUUAGCUCAAUCGAUGUGUAUUUUAAAUACCGAGGGAUGCAAUAUAUUUGAGAGUCUCACGAGUGAGGAAUAUAGUGAAGCUUUAGAUUUAUUGAGAAAUAAUAUUCUUGCUACUGAUUUGGCUUCUCAUUUUCGAAAUGUUGAUAAGCAACAAAUUAUUAUCAGUAAAGGAUAUGAGAAGAACAAUUUGGAUCAUCGAAAACAACUUCAUGCAAUGUUCAUGACAUGUUGUGAUCUUAGUGAUCAAACGAAAACAUGGAAAGUCUCCAAAAAAACGGCUGAGCAAAUAUACGACGAGUUCUUUUCUCAAGGAGAUUUGGAGAAAAGCAUGGGAACAGCACCUAUUGAAAUGAUGGACAGAGAACGUGCCUCGAUUCCAGACCUUCAAGUGCAAUUUAUCACGAAUCUCGUCCUUCCCUUAUUUACAAAUUUGGCAACACUAUUUCCAUUGACACAACAACUUGUUAAUGUAAUAAAAGAUAAUCGUGAGGUGUGGAAAUUAGUGAAAUCCCUUUUUCAAAAAUACAGCCAAAAGGGAACGACGGGUAUGGAUAUUUUACUCGAUCCUCGAUUGGAUGAGGAAAUUGAUAAGACAUUUAAUUCCCUCGUUGAUAAUUCCGAGGAAAAUUCAUCACAGGAAACAUCAGAUAAUAUUGAAACAACGCCCAAAUCAAAUGAAUAGGCUAAACUUUUUUUUUUUGUUAGACAACAAAGCGACUCAAGGCUUCGUACUUAAGACGAUUUUGUGCUUUUAGUGUUCAUUGGAAAAAUGAAAAAAAAAAGAAAGACUGCAGUAGCCGAUGAGAGCAUUCUAUUUAAAAAAAAAAAAAAAUGCUCGAUUGGUGAAUUCUCUAGUUUUCUACAUUGUAAGCGCGUACCAAUUUUUCAAAUCAUUAGCAAACAAAAUGUGUGAUUGAGUAUUGUUCGAUACAAGAUUUUUAAUUUACCCAAAAAAAAAAAAAAAGUGGGGCGCGCUUUUUUUUAGAACGCGGGCGUUCUUUAACUUUGAUGGGAAAAAAAAAGUUCUCUCGACUUAAAAAUUUCUAUCAAUUGUACCAAUUUUCUAUAAAAUUGAGAGGCUUCACAAAAAAGGGAAGAAGAGAAAAAAAUAUCAUUUUAGAGAGACGAAAAACAGUAUUAACUCCUGAUAUUAGAUCAGGAAAUAUCUUGCAAUAUAUUUAUAUUUGAAACAAAAAAAAAAAAAAUUUAUAAUUAGACAAUAACGUAAUUGAGCCAGACAAUAGAAUUUGUAAACUAGCUCAAUAGUGUUUUAGAAAGUCAAUCGAGUCAGCGGCGAAACUGCUUGUUGAAGAAUUUAAUUCCCUAUUUAAAAAAAAAAAUCCACUGCUAUAUUAAGUGAAUGUUAUUUUUAAAAUUCUUAGUUUUGAAAAAACUAGGAAACAUGCAUUUUUUUAUAUUUGAAAACAAAAAAAUGAUUAAACAAUUCCAAUGAAUUAUCUAUAUAUAUAUAUAUACAAUUAUUCAUUGUGAAUAAAUCUUCAGUGAAUUUAUCAAUAAUGUAUUUAAAAAUACAUAUUUUAGAAUUCUGUUUUUAAAUUUUUAAUUUAAAAAAUUAAAAAUCUUAAUUUAUUUUGCUAGAUUAGUAAAGAUUUUUUUUCUUUUCUUUAUUUGAAAAUUGUUUAAUUGUGUUAUAUAUGUUGUUUAAAAGGACGAAAGUCUGUUUUUAAAUGUGAGUGUAUAUUUUUAUAAUAAGGAAAAAAAAAUAAUUAAUGGCCAUUAUGGUAGACCAUUGUAAUUGUUAUUGUUAUAAAGCAGUUUAUUUACCACGGUCUUCUUUAAUAGUUUAUUGUUACUCUGUAUUUAUUUCUAUUGUUACAGUUCUUCCAUUUAUUACUAUAUUAUCCCAAAAUAGUGAUAAUUGGCAUAAAAAAAAAAAAAAGAAAAAAAAGAAGAAAAAAGGAAAAUAAAUAUUGGCUUUGUACCGCUUUCACUGAA